Messenger RNA from Hyla sarda, 924 nucleotides. Its product is annotated as cysteine-rich venom protein ENH2-like. NCBI's taxonomy places the organism in Eukaryota, Metazoa, Chordata, Amphibia, Anura, Hylidae. The record is from RefSeq and is a predicted model, not a curated record. The transcript is spliced from 8 exons. Bases 239 to 703 code for a protein of 154 amino acids.
CUUUUCCUCUGGACAGGUUUUGAUAAAUCUCCCCCAUUGUCCCUUGGGGGAUCAGAAAAUUUCGGACUGGCUCUGAGUGCUCUGUGGGAGCGUCCAAUUGAGAUGUCCUCUGCAUAGAAACUACCAAGGAUUUAGAUGAAUAUUUAAUUUUCACUGGACACCAGUGACUCCACAAGAUAUCAAGGAAGGACACCAAGUGUGAGGAGCCUUCAUCUAGACUAAAGGAAGAGGAGCAAAAAUGUGGCUUUCUGCUCUGCGCUUAUCAACCCUUCUUGUAUUCAAUGUGGUCCUGAGUCAGGUUACUGAUUCGUUGGACGAUCUAUCAAUACACAAUCCUGUGUUGCAGAAAAAAUUCUUUAACCAAUUCAGUCAAUACGGAAAAAGUGUUCUGUCAACUUCAGGAAAUAUGACAGAAAUGUCAUGGAACAACGAAGCGGCAAAUAAUGCUGAAAAGUGGGCCAAACAAUGUAAAUUCAGCCACAGUGAAAAAGAGGAUAGAGUCAUCGGAGGCUACAAUUGCGAGGAAAACAUUAUCUCAUCUCCAGAUGUAGAAAACUGGGACGAUUGGGAAGAACUAGAAACUACUGAACAUUUCUCUCAGAAAUUAUGGGCCUCCAUAACCAUGGUUGGAUGUGCUAUGUCUAGUUGUCCUAAUGAGAAGAGACAAAAUUACAUGCUUGUGUGCCACUUCUGCCCAGUAUAAGCCUUGUUCACACACAAGACCAAACACAGCGAAUACAAUGAGGUCACAGAGUGUUGUAACAAGGAUAUAAAGGAGGGAUGCGCAGCCUCAUGACCUGCAAAACUGAAAUUACAUCAAAUCUGCCGAGUCUUUACUUUCACAUUCAAAUCCUGAGGAAGAUUAAGAAAAAAAUCUGUUAAACAUUUUUUUUCUUUUUUUUAAGUGAAUAAAAAGAAAGCAAU